CUUUUAGUGUUGGGACCCCAAGAACCAGUUUGUCUAGCAAAGAUUGUGGCACUUCUGCAGCUGCUGAGAGACAGAGCAUUGUGAUACUUCUCCAGCUUUGCUCCAGAGGGAGGAAGGACUCCUGGGACCGCUAGGCUUUGCCUCUGACCCUGGAGGUGCCAAGCACAGGCCUGCUGUAGAGCCUACAAGUCAGGGAGCUACAAAUUUUUAACAAGACACAUUGAUCAUUAACAGAGGGUAGGAAGGAGUCCAAACUCAGCCUCUCUUGGGGACAUAGACAGUUGGGUCUCCAGCCUCCUGCAGAGAUGCUGGGCCCAGGAGUUUGGGCCUCUGUGAGACAGGGACUGAGCAAGGGCUUGUCCAGAAAUGUGAGGGGCUGGGCCUCAGGGGUAGGGAGAAAAGUGGACAUCUCUGGCACCUAUCCUGCUUUGACCACCCCCUUCACUGCCACCUCGGAGAUAGACUAUGGCAAACUGGAGGAGAACCUGCACAAACUGGGCACCUUCCCUUUCCGAGGCUUUGUGGUCCAGGGCUCCACCGGAGAGUUCCCCUUCCUGACCAGCACUGAGCGCCUGGAGGUGGUGAGCCGCAUACGCCAGAUCAUACCCAAGGACAAGCUUCUGAUUGCUGGCUCUGGCUGCGAGUCCACUCAAACUACGGUAGAAAUGACUCUGAGCAUGGCACAAGUUGGAGCUGAUGCUGUCAUUGUGGUAACACCUUGCUACUAUCGUGGCCGUAUGAGCAGCGCUGCCCUUAUUCACCACUAUACCAAGGUUGCUGACCUCUCUCCAAUCCCUGUGGUGCUCUACAGUGUCCCAGCCAACACAGGUCUGGACCUGCCUGUGGAUGCGGUGGUCACAUUGUCCCAUCACCCAAAUAUUGUGGGCAUGAAGGACAGCGGUGGUGAUAUAACCAGGAUUGGGCUGAUUAUUCACAAGACCAGGAAGCAGGAUUUCAAGGUGUUAGCCGGAUCUGUUGGAUUUCUGCUGGCCAGCUAUGCAGUGGGAGCUGUGGGAAAUAUAGGUGGUCUGGCCAAUGUGCUGGGGGCCCAGGUGUGCCAGCUGGAGCGACUCUGCCUCACGGGGCAAUGGGAAGCAGCCCAGGAACUGCAACAUCGUCUCAUUGAGCCCAACACCGCGGUAACGAAGCGCUUCGGAAUCCCAGGGCUGAAGAAAACCAUGGACUGGUUUGGUUACUAUGGAGGUCCCUGCCGAGCCCCUUUGCAGGAGCUGAGCCCUGCUGAGGAGGAGGCACUGCGGGUGGACUUCAGCAGCAACGGCUGGCUCUGAGGGAAAGCAGGGCACACCUGGCCUGAGCCAUAAUAGUCUUGGGUCUAGUGUAUAGAAGCGCCGUGUCCCAUUUCACCCCUCCAGGUGCCCUUUCAGCAGUCUCCUCUCACAGGCCAUAAUUUUUCACAUAUGUAAGAUGCUGAAUUUUUGUUCUUUUUUUUUCUUGUCAUUCAUGGGGCUUGAACUCAGGACCUGGGCACUGUCCUUGAGAUCUUUUUG
Molecule: messenger RNA, 1508 nt
Organism: Dipodomys spectabilis (banner-tailed kangaroo rat)
Lineage: Eukaryota; Metazoa; Chordata; Mammalia; Rodentia; Heteromyidae
Gene: Hoga1
Product: 4-hydroxy-2-oxoglutarate aldolase 1
Exons: 7
Coding region: 306-1289 (327 amino acids)
Biological process (GO): N-acetylneuraminate catabolic process
Molecular function (GO): 4-hydroxy-tetrahydrodipicolinate synthase activity; N-acetylneuraminate lyase activity
Source: RefSeq, a predicted model, not a curated record